UGACUACAGAAGCCAGCUCGUAUUUUCACCGCCGGUUCAUCAAACUAUUCUAUCUUGCGAAAAAAAAAUCAUGCAUCCUGACGAGAAUCCCAUUUCAAUCAGCGUCCAGGCGGACGAAUUCAAUCAAUCGAUUGUGGACCAAUCGGGUGUUCUGGAGAAGGACCAUCCCCUGCUAGAGAGAUUCCAGCAGGCACUGAAGGCUCAUCUGCUUCGCGUCCAAAACCAGUUGGAGGAGGAAAUCGCUGAGUUGGACCAUCGUCUGGAGGAAAAUGAGAAGGAGUCCGAAGAGGUUGGUUCCCGACUGUACGAUCUGCAGGAGGAAAUCGACAGCCAGAAGGAGCUGCUCGAUAUUUAUGGCAAGGAGAUCAUGGAAGUUUCGGAACGAAGACAAGCGGAAGAGCAGAAGGUUGCUGCGUACAAGCAGGAGUAUGACGAGCAAAAUUGCAAAUUGAAGGAUUUCAAGAAAAUCUACAACGAACACAUUCAAGAACUUGAUAACUUGACCGUGUUGGAGAGCGAAUUUUCCAAAUGGGACAAGGAAAUCAAGGACGAAAUUGCAAUCGCCAAGCGAGUUGCCAGCAAAGACGCGAAAGAUCAGCUCGUGGCGGCAGAGGAAAAACGCCAGGUGGAUCUGCUGGUGUUCAACUUGGAUGCGGAAGUUCGCAGAAAGGAACGGGAGCUGGAGGGGAUUGAAGAGCAAAUCAAGGAGCAGGAAGGCGUUACCGAAACGAUUAAUAAAAGUCUAGCGGAUGCAAAUUCCGACCUGGAGGCGUUGCAACACGAACACAAGCGACUGUUCCAGGCCUGGGGAGAGGUAAUCGUGGCCAUUCAGCAGAGAGACAAAGUGCUGUCGAAAACUAAAGAUGAUUUGGAAAGCGUUUACGAGGAACACAAAGUGAUCAAAAGCAAGACUGAUAUCACGAAGAAGGCCGCCGCUAAAGAGAUGGAACAGAACGAGAAGCUUUCUGGGUUUAAAUCAAGGAUCCAGGGGGAUAUUAAUGCUUUGGAGAAACAAGUGAUCAAGGAGCAAGAGGAAGACGAUAAAUUGACACGUGAACUGGAUCAUUACGCACUGAUACUGGAGCAGACCGAGGCGGACAUGUUGAAAGCCCAACAGGAAGGGCUGCUGAUCGAAAAUCAUCUGAAAUCACUUCGCCAAACUUUGAAUAAGCAAAAUCAGAAAAAAUUCGAGCUCGAGGAGCAAAUUUUGGAGCUCCUGCAGGAUCAGAUAACCACCGAUAAGGCAGGAGAAUCACAAGGGAGAACAUUACGGGAAACGCAGGAAAAAAGAAGAGAGUUGGAGAUUUCUAUGUCCGACACCGAGAAUCAGUUGUCUAUAGUUUUGUUGGAACUGGAAAAAUGGCGCGGAAUUGUGGAGAGGUCAAAGGCGGACGUACAAAAUGUUAAAAAAGAACAUGAUUCGAUGGACGAGGAAGCAAGGAAAUACGACGAGGAGAUCAAAGUGAUCAAGGAAAUAAUAUCGGCUAAACUGCGCAAAUUGGAUGCCCUCAAUCGCCAACUGGAACACCUUAUCAAUCAAGCUGGAGGCCACGAGUUGAAUCCCGAUGAGUUAAGGCUGCUUGACGUCCGGCAUGAUAUCAACGAGCUGGAUGUAAAAAUUAAGGAAUCACAGGAAUCCUGGUUGAAAUUGCAGAACAGUGUGGUUAAUUUAUCGGAGAAGCGCGUCCAGCAGCUGAAUGAGAUCAACUACUCGAGAAGAAAGCUUCUGUUGGUGGAACAAAAGGCGAUCAAAAUAGAAGCCCGUCUGGAGGAAGUUCUGAACGAGAACCGUGAGAUCGUGCGUUCGCUCUCGACUCUGAAUUGUCGUCUGGACGCUGUCAGCAUGGAACUCUUCAAAACCAAAAAAGUCCACGAGAAGGAAGAGAUGGAAUGCGAGAUAUCCCAUCAGCAUACAACGGAGCGUUUGAAGGAAGCGGAAAUGUCCGUGUUGAAUCUAGAGCAAGAUCUACAGGAUCUCGGUAAAGAAAUUGACGAUUGCAAACAUGAAGUGUUGGAGAAGCAUCGCGAAGCACUGUCCUGGGAGACAAAGUACAAGAUGUCCGCCGAGGCGAAGAAGUUCAAGGACGAGGAGUCUGCCCAGAACAGUGAGAUUGGAAUAAUGAAGGCAGAGAUUCACCGGAUGCAGGUACGCUUCGCUCAGUUGAAGCGAAUGCAGGAAAAAUUUGUGGCCGAUUUGGAGAACACCGUGCAUCAUAGGGAGCAUAUUUUCGACACGGUCAAUGCCAGAGAGAAGGUGUAUGGAAGCAAAUUUAAGACACGUUCAACUAUGCAGCACAAGAUCAAUGAGUUGAAGAAUAAAUUGAAGAUUGUAUUUGGGGAGAUUUCGACUGCGGAAAAGAACUUGAUAGAAAUCGAUACGGCACAAAAGUUGCUUCAGGCUGAGAUUGAAAACAAGAAGCAACUCAUAGAGGAAGAGAAGAUUCAAACGAAACUGAUAAAAUCAGAGGUGGAACAAGCAACAUUGCUCAAGCAAGAGAACUUGGAUUAUAUCGUUCGUCAUCAGUAUCGAGCUAGACGUUAUAGGGCCUUCGCAAAUGCUAAUCAACAUCCGAAAUUCCGUAAUGAGAUUUUGAUACAGGCAGAUCUGCAGAGACAGCGGGAAAUAAAUGAAAGCAUUGUUGGGAUUGUGGAGAACCUUAUAGUAGAUUUCCCAGGACAAAAAUUUAAUCUCGUGAAAAUUCUGCUGAAUUUAAAGUAAAAAGUUUAGGCUUUCGGAUUUUGUGUGGAUUUUUGUGGGACUUUGAAAACAAUUAAAUAAUUUUUCUAUUUUGAAUCAACAAAACAAA
Molecule: messenger RNA, 2807 nt
Organism: Toxorhynchites rutilus septentrionalis
Lineage: Eukaryota; Metazoa; Arthropoda; Insecta; Diptera; Culicidae
Gene: l(2)41Ab
Product: coiled-coil domain-containing protein 40
Exons: 6
Coding region: 71-2719 (882 amino acids)
Biological process (GO): axoneme assembly
Cellular component (GO): cytoplasm
Source: RefSeq, a predicted model, not a curated record